Molecule: messenger RNA, 2349 nt
Organism: Plasmodium inui San Antonio 1
Lineage: Eukaryota; Apicomplexa; Aconoidasida; Haemosporida; Plasmodiidae
Exons: 7
Coding region: 1-2349 (782 amino acids)
Source: RefSeq, a predicted model, not a curated record
AUGAAGAACAAUCUUAACAUCAUAACGAACAAAAUUGUGGAGGAGCGGGUGAAGGAGUAUUGCAGGAAAAUCGAGGAACAGAAAUUAAAAAAUGUAAAACCGACGAUUCAGUUCGACCGAACGAAACGGAGCCUGAACAAUAGGAAGAAGCUUUACCACGCCAAAAUGAGGAACGAGGAAAUAGAGAGGAAUAAUAAAAUCUUGAAGAAAAAACUGGAGGGCAUCACCCGACGAGACAAGAGGGCGGCGGAACAGUCGAAGCAAACGGCCAUUCAGUUAGAAGUCAACAUGAAUAGGAAGAACUUUCUCUUCGACAACAUUAAGAAAGCUAAAGUGAAAAAGGAGAUAAAAAUCAACCAUGCUAAUGUGCCUCCCUCCGCGGUUAUGAAACCCAAAGUGAAAGUCCUCUAUAAAGGCUACAUCGACGACAGCCAGAAGAGCUGCAAGUUCUACACAGAACUGAAAGUCGACGAAGAAGCCAACCUAACCGUUAUCGCGUUAAAUUUAAAAAAUAAAAAAAUAAAAAAGUUUUCCUGCAAUAAGGAGAAGCACCACGAGUUGCUCAGCAACCUCGGGACAUACGAAGAAAUCGCGAAGAACCUCACCCACCAGGAGGAAGAGAGCGCAGACAGAGCAAAGAAACGAACCCGAAAUGGGAAGCCAAGUGGAAACCAGAUUCCCGACAAACCCAUGAGAAUCAAGCACCGAGUCAUGAUGGAGAGUGUCGAGAAGACAUGUGAUUUUUAUUUAAAAAAAUACUUCAAGGAUGAAGUGCAUGUAAAAAAUGCAGAUCCAUCCACACACACAGACGAUGACAAAGCAGAUACAAACAUAAAUAACAAUAAAAGCAUCUCAAACUUUAAGAAAAAAAAAAACUCAUUUCUAUUGAUAAAAAAUGAUCUGCUGUAUAAGUCCAAAAUUAACGAAGCCCAGGCUGUCCUCAUAUUUAAGAAGAUCAAGGAGAAGCUUAAAAAGAACAACACUCAGGCGGGGAUCGUCCUGGGUGCAGCUCGGCCAGGCAACUCCUCCAACCAGGGGACCAUCUCCAAGACUGCUACUAUCAACCAGAGCCACGCGACCAACGGUGGACUCGCCAAUGAUACGAAGCCGCACUCCGUGGAGAAGGGCGAGGAGGAGGCAGCAGAGGGGGAAGCAAACGGGGAAGAACAUGCCACAGAGGUGACGAUUGAAGAGAAGACAGAGGUGACGACUGAAGAGAAGACAGAGGUGACGAUUGAAGAGAAGACAGAGGUGACGACUGAAGAGAAGACAGAGGUGACGACUGAAGAGAAGAAAGAGGAGACCGCUGAAGAGAAGACAGAGGAGACCGCUGAAGAGAAGACAGAGGAGACCGCUGAAGAGAAAUCACAGGAGACCGCUGAAGAGAAGACAGAGGAAACGACCAAAUGGAAAACAGAAGAGACGGCCAACCAUGCCACAGAGGAGCCGCCUGAAAAGGGAAUAGAUGACAACCCCCCUCUUGAAAGCGCCUACACGAAGGACUUAAGAAAAUGGAGAGUCACGCUAGACGAGGGCAUGCGCAGUGAAGUGGAGGGGGUGGUGGAGAAAUACAAAGCGGUGGAAGCGGUACAGGAAGUGGAAGCAGAUGGAAAUAAAGACGAAGCAGUCACGGAGGAAGAAGCAGCUGUGAAGGAAGAAGCACAUGUGGAGGAAGAAGCACAUGUGGAGGAAGAAGCACAUGUGGAGGAAGAAGCACCUCUGGAGGAAGAAGCAGCUGUGAAGGAAGAAGCAGCUGUGAAGGAAGAAGCAGCUGUGAAGGAAGAAGCACAUGUGGAGGAAGAAGCACAUGUGGAGGAAGAAGCAGCUGUGAAGGAAGAAGCAACUGUGAAGGAAGAAGCAACUGUGAAGGAAGAAGCAACUGUGAAGGAAGAAGCAUCUGCAGGAGGAGAACUACCUGCUGGGGGAGAACUACCUGCGGGGGGAGAACCAUCUGUGGAGGAGCCGAAAUCUCAAAGUGUCGAGUGCAGUGCCGCUUUAGAGUCCGUCCAGGGUGAGGAGACGGGGGAAUGUUCCGAUGCGAACGAAGGGAACCAAGCCGAGGAAGGCCCAUCUGGGAACGUCGAGGAAGGCACAUCUGGGAACGUCGAGAAAGGCACAUCUGCGGACGUCGAGAAAGGCACAUCUGCGGACGUCGAGAAAGGCACAUCUGCGGACAAAGGCACAUCUGCGGACGUCGAGAAAGGCACAUCUGCGGACGUCGAGAAAGGCACAUCUGCGGACGGCGAGGAAAGCACAUCCGCAGACGCCGCGGAGAAACUCGCAGCAGGUCCCCCUAGUGGGCACGACAGCGGCGCAGGCGCGUCGGACGAAAACUGUGCAGAGGAGUGA